Syzygium oleosum is the source of this 1008-nucleotide messenger RNA. Its product is annotated as mediator of RNA polymerase II transcription subunit 21-like. The transcript is spliced from 4 exons. Bases 375 to 788 code for a protein of 137 amino acids. Gene Ontology annotation, biological process: regulation of transcription by RNA polymerase II. Gene Ontology annotation, molecular function: transcription coregulator activity. The record is from RefSeq and is a predicted model, not a curated record. NCBI's taxonomy places the organism in Eukaryota, Viridiplantae, Streptophyta, Magnoliopsida, Myrtales, Myrtaceae. Gene Ontology annotation, cellular component: mediator complex.
GAAUUCGCGCGAGUUCUCCCGCUACGGCAGUGCUUCCGUCGCACCUCGCCGCCUUCAGCCGGCGAACCCGUCGUUCUCCGCCGCCGCCGCACCCUGCCGGUUCUCUCCCGACCCUCCAUAAUCUGACCUGCAGUUUCUGCAGAGCCGGAGGCGGAGCCACCCUCGUGCUCGCCGCCACCACCCGCCGUCGCGCCCCCCGUCGGACCUAGGGUGACCCUCUUCUAAGAUCUCUUUCCUCAGCAAUUUCGUCAUCGACGUCGCUCCGUCGUCACCUCGCCGCCGUGCGACCGUCUCUAGCGCUCCUCUUCUUCAGUGGAAUUCCGUCGACUGCUUAACGCAUCAGGAACCCUCUGCAAUCAAGGAAAUCUCGGAAGAUGGACGUGAUCUCCCAGCUGCAGGAGCAGGUCAACACGAUCGCCUCGGUUGCCUUCAACACCUUCGGCACCCUGCAGAGGGACGCGCCCUCCGUGCGGCUCUCCGCGAGCUAUCCCGAGCCGCCCCCGAUCGCCGCGGAGGACGCGUCCAGCUUCGCCGAGCAACCCAAGCUGAUGAGCUCUGCUCUCGUUAAGGCCGCCAAGCAGUUUGAUGCCUUAGUCGGUGGACUUCAACUACCCGAGGGAGGAGAAGAAGCUCAACUCAAAAGGAUUGCGGAGCUCCAGGCUGAGAAUGAUGCUGUAGGACAAGAACUUCAGAAGCAACUUGAAGCUGCCGAGAAGGAAUUAAAGCUGGUCCAGGAGCUAUUCAGCCAGGCAACAGAUAACUGCUUUAAUUUGAAGAAACCGGAUUAGAAAACGAGGACACCUCUCUUCUUUACCUUUUCGUUAAAUUUAUGCAGUAGAGAUGAUGACUGAGAGAAAUAGGCAUUCUAAUGUUCGGAUAGUGCGAAGGGAUCCUGAGAUGUCGCAACCCUGUAUCGGUUGAGUUUUGAAGUCCUUGCCUAGUAAAAGUUUCUUAGUGCACAAAAAGCAUGUCCAGUCUUAAAUCUUUAAUUGCAAAUACAAAUUCUUA